CUUUGCCCUCCCGGUCCCCGAGCAGGAAGCUGCGAUCCGCUGUGUGAGUGGGAGCUGCGAGGCUGAAGCGCAUCCUCUCCCGCAGAGGAGAGCCCGGGGCUGGCGGCUGCAAUCCCUGGCUGCGCUUUCUCGCAGGUACCAUUGGCAUUUUAUGGUGUGGUUGUGCUGUCCAAAGACCUAGCAGGGCUUUAUGGCAAAGGGCUGAUGGAACUCAACAGGGAUGUCAUGCAGGAGAACUACCAGAAUCUCAUCUCACUAGGUUUUCCAAUUCCUAAAUAUGACAUGGCCUCCCAAAUGGAAAAAGGCAAAGAACUAUCUGACCCAGGUCACCAGGCUUUCAAGGAAACCGAGCUCUUGAAAUACACCCACACAGGUGAGGAAUAAGCUGAACCAACUUGGAAACACUCAAUGAGUGAAGUAAAAGAAGUUGGAAUUCCAAUAGCUACUGUGAGCUCAUGGUUCUGCCUCAUGUCAUCUUGUUCCGUUUUGUAAUUAGGAGAACUGGUUACAAUGUAAGAAAACUAUCUCCAGGGCAAAUAUCAAGGAUGGCUUUCUGCCCUUCCUCACUCACUUCUGCUAGUAUUGUCUACCCUCACCUGUACUCUGAGUGUUAAGAAGAGUUGUGGAAGCUGAACUCAUCCCCUCCACUCUUAUUUGGGAAAAACCUGACUUCUGAUCUUCAGCAGUAGUCACAAGUCCUUUGCAAGUCCUCUUUCCAAGGCUUCCUUUCUCCCAAGCACAGGGAAUAACCAUGUCUGGAAUAAUCUUAUCUUUGCCAGGAGAUCACAGUGGAGAGGAGGAGAUGCCUCAGCAGGAAGAUUCUGCAAGCAUGGAACUGCAGCGGGUGUUUUCAGUGAGAUCUGGAGGAGACAUAUGCCAGGGUCCUGACCUGGGAAAAGCCCAUGUGAGUCAGCACAACUCAGCAAUGCCACAACGCGAGGACCCUUCAGAGAGGAAACCAGCUGAAUCCACUCACGGUGAACAAGACCUUCAGGAGCAACGAGAGGACAUCAUCCCCCGACGAACACCCCGAUCAGAGAGACCAACCAUAUGUUCUGAAUGCGGGAAGGGCUUCAGUCGAAGCAUACACCUGAUCCAGCAUCAGAGAAUGCACACGGGGGAGAGACCCUUCAAAUGCACAGAGUGCGGGAAAGGCUUCAGCCAGAGCUCGCACCUUAUUCAGCACCGGAGAAUCCACACAGGCCAGAAGCCCUACACAUGUCAUGAGUGUGGGAAGAGCUUCAGCCAGAGCUCCAACCUUAUUAAACACCAGAGGAUCCACACAGGACACAAGCCCUACGUAUGCACUGAGUGUGGGAAGAUCUUCAGUGAUAGCUCCACAUGUAUAAAACACCAGAGAAUGCACACAGGAGAGAAGCCGUACAAAUGUCCCGAAUGUGGCAAAAAUUUUAGCCAGCGCUCACACCUCAUCCAGCACCAGAGGAUCCACAACGGCGUCAAGCCCUACACGUGCAUGGAGUGUGGGAAGAGCUUUGGCCAGAGCUCCGAUCUGAUCAACCACAGCAGGACCCACACCGGGGAGAAACCCUACAAAUGCACUGAGUGUGGGAAGUGCUUCAGUGGGAACUCCAAUCUGAUCAAACACCAGAGGAUCCACACGGGAGAGAAUCCCUACCACUGUGCUCAGUGUGGGAAGUGCUUCCGCUUCCAGCCGCAGCUUGUGCGGCACCAGAAACACCACGCGCAGUAGGGACCACCAUUCCUGGGAAGAGGGGGAAUACGGCCCUCCUGUAGGGAGAAAGCUAGCUGAGCAUUGCGGUGUGAUGUGGGGGAGGGAGCACGUCCUUAGUGUGAUGAUGGUUCGAGCCAUUGUUUGGGAAUGGGUAUGAAGCACCACAAGAGGAGGAAACUGGGAAGAGUUAAGUAUUCAGGGGAAUCAUGGCCUUUUAUUUUUAGUAGUGAUAAGGGUAAAACAUGGAUCAAAUCAUAACAUUUUCUCAAUACAUUGAUCAGGCUUUGGCAUCCUGGCAGACUUCACCCUGGCCUUGUGGCUCCCUUCAGAACCUAAGCUCCUGAUUCCCACUUUCUGGUACUUUUUUAUAGAUAUUAGUUCCUAUCAAUUAUAUUUAUUUAACCCCACUCCCGCAACCCCACAUUGUGAUAGUACUUGGGCCAUAUCCUUGGAACUGUAUUUGCUGAAUAAAUGGUAGUGAAAUUAAUGUGUCUGUGACAAAUACGCUGCUGUUUGACAACUUAGUCCAUGAGAGCAAGUCAAUUAACAUCCUAAUAGACAUUUCUCUCAGAAAGAUGCUUGCUCAAGUGCCCUUGUGGGUGGCACUUUAUGAAAAUUAUAAAGGUGUAAUCAGUAUGUAGGAUGAAUUUGUUUUAACUGUGAUCUGCUAAUUGACAAUUGGUGAACUGGAGGAGGAUGACAUGCAUUGAAAAAAAAUUAAGCUGUUUGUCUAACUUUAAUUUUAAACUAAAUGUGUUCUUAAAUUUGAAUAUGAAUUUUAAUUUCAUAAUUCUGUUUUUUUCCCCCUUGAAUAAAUCUUAACUUAAACCCC
Messenger RNA from Mauremys reevesii (Reeves's turtle), 2525 nucleotides. Its product is annotated as zinc finger protein 239-like. NCBI's taxonomy places the organism in Eukaryota, Metazoa, Chordata, Testudines, Geoemydidae. Gene Ontology annotation, biological process: regulation of transcription by RNA polymerase II. The record is from RefSeq and is a predicted model, not a curated record. The transcript is spliced from 3 exons. Bases 752 to 1711 code for a protein of 319 amino acids. Gene Ontology annotation, molecular function: RNA polymerase II cis-regulatory region sequence-specific DNA binding; DNA-binding transcription factor activity, RNA polymerase II-specific.